This is a messenger RNA of Manihot esculenta (cassava), 1863 nucleotides long. Its product is annotated as low-temperature-induced cysteine proteinase. Lineage: Eukaryota; Viridiplantae; Streptophyta; Magnoliopsida; Malpighiales; Euphorbiaceae. Bases 78 to 1481 code for a protein of 467 amino acids. Gene Ontology annotation, cellular component: lysosome. The transcript has 5 exons. Gene Ontology annotation, molecular function: cysteine-type endopeptidase activity. The record is from RefSeq and is a predicted model, not a curated record.
ACCCACCACCAGUCCUCCAUUUUCACAGACCCCGUUCAUUGCAAAUCCACCUCCUUCGAAAUAACCAAAGCAGAAAAAUGAUGGGCCUGUUUGGAUCAUCAGCAGCCAUGUUCGUCCUCUUGUUUCUCUCUUUCACCUUGUCCUCAGCUUCUGACAUGUCGAUCAUAUCUUAUGAUCAAACUCAUGCUACCAAAUCUAGCUGGAGGACCGAUGACGAGGUCAUGGCUAUAUACGAAGAGUGGCUGGUGAAGCAAGGCAAGGUCUACAACGCUUUGGGAGAGAGGGAGAAGAGGUUUCAGGUUUUCAAAGACAAUCUGAGGUUCAUCGAUGAACAUAACUCGGAGAAUCGGACUUACAAGCUCGGGUUGAACGGGUUUGCUGACCUUACCAACGAGGAGUACCGCUCCACGUACCUAGGUGCCCGUGGUGGUAUGAAAAGGAACAGAUUGCGUAAAACCAGUGAUCGUUACGCUCCACGCGUUGGCGAAUCUUUGCCGGAUUCCGUCGAUUGGAGGAAGGAAGGUGCCGUCGCAGAGGUCAAAGACCAAGGAAGUUGCGGGAGUUGCUGGGCUUUCUCAACAAUUGCUGCUGUAGAAGGAAUCAACAAGAUCGUUACCGGUGACCUCAUCUCUCUAUCGGAGCAGGAAUUGGUGGAUUGUGAUACCUCUUAUAAUGAAGGAUGUAAUGGAGGUCUAAUGGACUAUGCCUUUGAGUUCAUCAUCAACAAUGGUGGAAUUGACACUGAAGAGGAUUAUCCAUACCUUGCUCGUGAUGGCAGAUGCGAUACAUACAGGAAAAACGCCAAGGUUGUUACAAUUGAUGAUUAUGAAGAUGUUCCUGUGAACAGUGAGACAGCACUACAAAAGGCUGUCGCAAAUCAGCCCGUUAGCGUUGCAAUUGAAGCAGGUGGCAGGGAUUUCCAGUUUUACGCAUCGGGUAUUUUUUCUGGAAGAUGUGGGACUCAGUUGGACCAUGGUGUUGCUGCAGUGGGCUAUGGCACAGAAAAUGGUAAAGAUUAUUGGAUUGUCAGGAACUCGUGGGGGAAAAGCUGGGGAGAAAAUGGAUAUCUCAGGAUGGCGCGAAGUAUUAAUAGCCCUACAGGGAUAUGUGGAAUUGCGAUGGAAGCUUCUUACCCCAUCAAGAAAGGCCAAAAUCCCCCCAACCCUGGCCCCUCUCCUCCAUCUCCAGUAACGCCUCCCACUGUCUGCGACAAUUACUACAGCUGUCCUGACAGCAAUACUUGUUGCUGCCUCUUUGAGUAUGGCAACUUCUGCUUUGAGUGGGGAUGCUGCCCACUUGAGGGUGCUACCUGCUGUGAAGACCAUUAUAGCUGCUGCCCACAUGACUAUCCCAUCUGCAACAUUAACCAGGGAACCUGCUUAAUGAGCAAGGACAACCCAUUAGCAGUGAAGGCAAUGAUACGCAUUCCUGCUAAGCCUCACUGGGCUCUUGGAGCUGCAGCCAAGAAGAGCAGUGCUUAGGCGAAGUUAGGUCUUUGAGGCAGUGGAUGAAAGAAUGAGAAAGGGAUGGAAGAGUCAUACGUGUUGUUGAUGCUUCCUUCUUGGUUUAUGAAGCUGCUCAACUUUAUUCAACCAUCAAAAUCAGUAUUAGACAGCUGCUGAUUGCGUACAUACUUCCUAUUUAUCAUGUUGCAUUGAAGACCAGAUAUAUUGAUCAGCUUGCUAUGUCCACUGUAAAUGUUUUCAUCAUUAGCAAAUAUGGAUUUCAUGAUUUGGUUUGUCAUUCCAAUGGUGUACUCGCAGUUCCCAAACCAUAAAAAACUUUUAGCUUUACAUCUGCAUAUUUCAGCUUCAAUGAUAUUUAACCGCCAAAUAUAUCCUGAUAAGUUCCAAUUUCAGGCCA